AAAAAUUAUAACUCAUUUGCAAAUGAUCGCAGCAUUUAGAGAAAGUAGCUCCACUGGAAGCGGCUUCCUCGGCCUCUUGUUUGACUUCAAACUUGGCUGUGAGGAUGUGCAAUAAAGGGCAGGAAGCUAUAAGUGUCAGCAUCAUCCACAGGGGUCACGCGCACAUUUUGCCAACGCCAAACUCGCCCUCGUACAUGGGACAGGCUUCUACGGUUUCAUCCCUGGGAAACUCAAAUCUUCAGCCUGUCAUCAUUCUUCAGGUAGCCUUUGUGAGUACAAGUGGCCGAUCGUACUUUGUCGUGGCCUCAACAUUUGGCGUCCAGAUCUUUGAUGAGGGUGGCUCGGUUAUUUUAUUUUCAUAUGACAUUUCAAAAAGCCCUGUCAGCGCCUUUGACACCGACGCCAGCAGCGCGCCGUAUGCCGUAGGGAUCGCAAAAUUAUCCACUCGACCAGACACUGCUUCAAUAUGUGUUGGAGCCAGCAGUGGCGGAAUUUUGGUUCUGAGUGCCAUGGGCUUGGACAUUUCCUUCAGUUCCAUGUCUCGAAAUCACGACUACAGCGUCACUUGCCUUGCCGGACUGGACAGGACUCUUAUUUCCGGAGACACGUCAGGAACAGUCAUGUCUUGGAAAAUCGACAACAAUGAGAAAUUAAACCGCACCUCUUUCAUCAGAGGGCCAAAUUGGAGCUGCACCUGCUUGUGUGCGUAUUAUGAUCUCGCUGGCAAAGCGAUGGCCGUGGCCGCCUUCGGAAGUGGCCACCUUCGCAUAUACGAGGCGGCCACCUUGGCUCUUAGAGCAGAGGUGGCCGCUCACUCUCGAUGGAUCACCGGUCUAGACGUCGCGCCUGAAACUCGCAUGCUCAUUUCUUGCAGCGAAGAUUCCAUUUUUACAAUCUGGCAGCUCAAUCCAGACGAAUGCACUCCAAUUGACUACGUUUGCAGUUCUUCAGUGGCAAACCACAAAUUGUUAGGCGCAAGAUUUCUUAACUCCCAUGGGACGUCUUUGUGCCUCAGCUCAUUUGAAAGCAACUUCAUCCAUUGUUUUAAUUUGACGGACUAGAUAAAAAAUAUAAAUAUCAAUGAAUCAGGCUUGUAUAGUCUUUUUAUUUUCUUUUUUAUUUAAAUUCCAUA
Neocloeon triangulifer is the source of this 1132-nucleotide messenger RNA. RefSeq names its product WD repeat-containing protein 54-like. Lineage: Eukaryota; Metazoa; Arthropoda; Insecta; Ephemeroptera; Baetidae. Bases 105 to 1061 code for a protein of 318 amino acids. The record is from RefSeq and is a predicted model, not a curated record. Gene Ontology annotation, molecular function: protein binding. The transcript is spliced from 5 exons.